AUGGACAGCGACAGGGAGUCAGCAGACCCCAGCACCCAGAGCUGCCCUGUGCUGCCCAUGUUCCACAGCUCUGUAGGGAAGCUGCACCAGCUGCUGGGCAAGGGAGAGUAUGCGCUCCUGAAGGACGUCCCCACAUUUGAGAGUGACUUCAUACAGGUCAACAGACGGGGAGAGGUGAUCGACGUGCACAACACCAUGCAUAUGGUGACAGUUGGUGUGGCCUAUACCGGCCAGCACCUGCCAGGGCCCGAUGUCAUGCUGCUGGCCCAGCCAGCCACACAUUGUGUGGCCAGUGCCGGUGAUGACUCCGACACCCGGAGAACGGACCUCAAGGCAGCAGAGAGCUUGGAACUGACCAGGCUGCUUCCUUUGAAGUUUGUGAAGUUAUCCAUCUAUAAUCACGACAAAAAGCAAUUCCAGCUGAAGCUUGCCACGGGCCGCUCUUUCUACCUGCAGCUGUGCCCUCCUUCCAAUUCGAAGGAAGAUAUGUUUGCCUUCUGGGAGGACCUGGUGGGCCUGCUGAGGCCCCCCAUGGAGGCGUACAGUGGGACCCAGGCCCAGCCUGCAGGUGACAUGGUCUCCAUACCCGGGCUGGAGGCGGAGGACAGGAGGAGCCCAUCUGCCAUGGAGCUCCACGGACAAGGGGACCGAGAUCAGGUCAACGGCAGCAGCCUUUCCGUGCUCAGCGAUGUGUCCCUGGCUGCCUCCCUGGCCUACACGGGGGGGGAAGGAAACCGAGUGCAGGCCUCGUACUGUCUGCGCAGGAACACGCCGUCUGUCCUUAGCCCAGGACCUCCAGAGAUGGAUCGCAGGGCGGCCCCAGGGGCAGCAGGAACUCUGCAGGCUAGCAUGAAGGGGGCCGCAGCUGAGGGCACAGACAGGAGGCCUGUUAGCAACACCGCAGACGGUUCGGACUCAGGACCCUCUGUCUGGGCCGAUCCCGAUGAAGGCAGCACAAGCAAACCAGAUGGACACCAGAGACUCUCGCCGGUCCAGGCCAAAGCCCCGAGGACGAGUAAGGACAAGGAGAGAAUGCCCACCGAAAGACUUUACCUUCUUAGCAGGAUAUGGGAAAACACAUCAUUCCUGAAGUCACAGGGAACCCCGUGGGGAGACAAAAGGGAGAAUCAGGGCAGCCUCAAGGAGCGAGGGUGUGGUUCCCUGCUGCAGGAGUACAUAAGCCUCAGCCUCACCCAGAAGGGGUCCAGGUGGGUGGUCCGACUUCCCUUACCUCCUGCUUAG
Messenger RNA from Enhydra lutris kenyoni (northern sea otter), 1242 nucleotides. RefSeq names its product protein FAM71C-like. Bases 1 to 1242 code for a protein of 413 amino acids. The record is from RefSeq and is a predicted model, not a curated record. The transcript is spliced from 4 exons. NCBI's taxonomy places the organism in Eukaryota, Metazoa, Chordata, Mammalia, Carnivora, Mustelidae. Gene Ontology annotation, cellular component: nucleus.